AUGGCUAAACUAACAGGUACGAAAAGUGCCAAAAAAAACAAGAUCACCACGGCUAAAAAGUCCAAGGAUAUGUCACCCGAAGUUGAAAAUUUAGAUAGUGAAGUAGAUGGGGGCUCAACUUCGGCUGACAGAAAACGUGAGCACCAAAGUGAAGAUGACGAGAACAGUAAAGCACAGGCUUCUGGUUCAGAAGCCGUUGAAGAAAUUGAUGACGUUAAGUCAUCCAAGGACUACUCUUCCACCGUUUAUGAAAAUUUCACUGACUUGAAGCUCUCAGAACCUACAUUGAAAGCCAUUGGAAACAUGGGAUUUACCAAGAUGACAGCAGUCCAAGCCAGAACUAUCCCUCCUUUACUUGCUGGCAGAGACGUUUUAGGUGCAGCUAAGACAGGAUCGGGUAAAACUUUGGCAUUUCUGAUUCCUGCCAUUGAAAUGUUGUACUCUUUGAAGUUUAAGCCCAGAAAUGGUACAGGAGCCAUUGUGAUCACUCCUACCAGAGAGUUGGCUCUUCAAAUUUUUGGUGUCGCUAGGGAACUGAUGGAGAGUCAUUCUCAAACCUUUGGUAUCCUUAUUGGUGGUGCCAAUAGAAGAGCUGAAGCUGAAAAGUUAAUGAAGGGUGUAAAUAUAAUCAUUGCUACUCCCGGAAGGUUGUUAGACCACUUACAGAACACUAAGGGAUUCAUUUUCAAGAACCUUAAGGCUUUGAUCAUCGAUGAAGCUGACAGAAUCUUGGAAAUUGGGUUCGAAGACGAAAUGAAACAAAUAAUAAAGAUUCUUCCAAAUGAGAACAGACAAACCAUGUUAUUCUCGGCUACUCAGACAACCAAAGUUGAAGAUUUGGCACGUGUAUCCCUGAGAAAAGGUCCUCUGUAUAUCAAUGUGGACAGUGAAAACGAGACCUCCACUGUCGAUGGUUUGGAACAAGGUUACGUCGUUUGUGAUUCUGACAAACGAUUCUUGCUUCUUUUCUCAUUUUUGAAGAGAAAUCAAAAGAAGAAGAUCAUUGUAUUUCUCUCUUCGUGUAAUAGUGUCAAAUACUACAGUGAACUGUUAAACUACAUUGACUUACCAGUUUUAGAUCUUCACGGAAAACAGAAGCAACAGAAGAGAACGAAUACCUUUUUCGAAUUUUGUAAUGCUACACAAGGUGUAUUGAUCUGCACAGAUGUUGCAGCCAGAGGCUUAGAUAUACCUUCAGUUGACUGGAUUAUUCAAUUUGAUCCUCCUGACGAUCCAAGAGAUUACAUCCAUAGAGUUGGUCGUACUGCUAGAGGAUCCAAUGGUAAGGGAAAAUCGCUGAUGUUCUUAAUCCCUUCUGAACUUGGUUUCCUCCGUUACUUAAAAGCGGCUAAAGUCCCAUUAAACGAGUUUGAAUUUCCAACUAACAAGAUCGCCAACGUCCAGUCUCAGUUGGAAAAACUCAUUAAAUCCAACUAUUGGCUCAAUCAAAGUGCCAGAGAUGGUUAUACAGCAUAUUUGCAGGCUUAUGCUUCCCAUCAUUUGAAAACCGUUUAUCAAAUCGACAAAUUGGAUCUAAACAAAGUUGCCCAAUCCUUCGGUUUCAGUGUCCCUCCUCGUGUGAACAUCACGAUAGGUUCAAGUGGCAAAUCCUCCAAACCAAAGAAGCAGAGAAGAAAUUAA
Molecule: messenger RNA, 1641 nt
Organism: Komagataella phaffii GS115
Lineage: Eukaryota; Fungi; Ascomycota; Pichiomycetes; Pichiales; Pichiaceae
Product: ATP-dependent RNA helicase
Exons: 1
Coding region: 1-1641 (546 amino acids)
Biological process (GO): maturation of LSU-rRNA from tricistronic rRNA transcript (SSU-rRNA, 5.8S rRNA, LSU-rRNA)
Cellular component (GO): nucleolus
Molecular function (GO): RNA helicase activity; ATP binding; nucleic acid binding
Source: RefSeq, a predicted model, not a curated record